CAAAUAUGAUCUUCAGCUUUUUAUUUAUGGGCAAUUCUUCUUUAAAAAACUAAACAUCCUCCAUUGAUUUCGCUAGCUUCUUCGUGAAUAUUCAGGAAAAGAAAAAUAGGUCAACAAGAAUUGCUAAAGAAACAUACCAAGAAUCCUAAUAACCUAAUUAUAUGGGCUCUUUUUCCCUCGUCGUCCUCUCCUAGGACGACGAGUGGAACACCGGUCCCCUCCACCUCCGGCGACCCACCACCGAUAAUUACUGCAGCUGGCAUUAAUUAUCAAACAUUAUACCGGUAGAGAGGCAAUGUCUCGCCCUGUAUAUUCUCCACCAUUUCAGUUGUUAGAGCUAAAUGUGAUAUCUGGACAAGACCUUGCCCAAGUGUCACGUAAGAUGCGAACCUAUGCGGUUGCGUGGGUGCACCCUGACAGGAAGCUUUCGACAAGAGUAGACGCCCAAGGGCAUAACAACCCUACCUGGAACGAUAAAUUUGUUUUUCGGGUUGACGAUGAGUUUCUGUAUGGCGAAACAUCUGCCAUAAUGAUUGAGAUCUAUGCUUUACAUUGGUUCCGCGAUGUCCAUGUAGGAACCGUCCGUGUUAUUGUUGGAAAUCUAAUUCCUCCGGCGCAACUUUACAGGCAACAUCAACAGCAUCACGUUCAGCUUGGGAUGCGCUUCGUGGCCCUUCAGGUUCGCCGCCAUUCUGGGCGUCCUCAAGGGAUUCUCAACAUUGGUGUAGCACUUCUUGAUACAUCCAUGCGAAGUAUGCCAUUGUAUUCUCAAAUCAGUGCAUCUGCUGUUGGUUACCGUCACCUGAUGGGUGAAAAAGGUACACAUACACAUACACAUCAUAAAUCUAAAGCUGAUGAUGAUAGAAGCAGCGAUAAUCAAAACCAAUUCUUGCUUCCAUGGAUACCAAAGCCAGAACUCAGACGUACAAAGAGCGAAAGCAGUUCUAUGUUUGGAUCAGAUAUGAUCGGUAAGAAUAUCAAAAAGAAAACUCAAGAAAAAGCUGGUUCAAUGGUCAGCGGAUUGGAGAUCAUCAAGAAAGAUAAUAAAAAUUAUCACCACAAUAUCAAGAAACAAUCAUCAAAAGCUAGCUCUAUGAUAACCGGCUCUGAAAUUUUCAAGAAACAUCGUAAUUCGCCUCAUAAUGAACCAGCUCUUGGUGCAUUAACAAAGUCGAAGUACGGCUCAGACAUCUCCGGCGAAGCACCACCCUGUAAGGGGCCGAAAAACGGAAAAGAUAGGAAUGAUGUUAACUCUUUAUCGAAAUCCCAAUUUGGAACACCAAAAAAGAUGAAUGGUAGAACAGCACCCCUUCAUAUAACAGAAUCAGAACUGGGUCCUUCAGCAUCAGAGGUGGCGGCAAUUAUGGUAAAUAAUAAAAACCAGUAUAAAGUAGAAGAGGCGGAGAGCGAAAUAAUGGGUUCUUGGAGCUUGGAAAGUAGCAUGGAAGGCCUCCAAUCUAAAUUAGAAAGGUGGCGAGCGGAGUUACCACCUGUUUACGAUCGUAGUGAAUUAUCUAGUUAUCCCAUCAGCAGUGUUGCUGCCGGCGGAAAUCGACAUAACCGGCGGUGUAGUGAUGGUGAUGGUGCAUUUUCUUGCUUUGGUACAUUCUGUGGUAUGGAAUGUUCCAUCGUUUGUGGCGGUGGAUCUUCUAACAGGAAAAGAACCGGUCGGAUUAAACGGAGCCCUUCUGCCGGUAGUUUCAGUUUUCUUUGACUUGGGUUUGGCGGGAUUUGAUAACUAACUUACCAGUUUUCGCUAAAGUGCGCUUGAAGGAUAAUUGGAGCAGGUUAAGAUUGCGCGCGCCGAGUGGAUGUUAGAUAAUUGAUUUUUUCUUUUGCUCUUGUUUCGAUUUCUUUUUUUUCUUUUUAUUUUUCUUCUCUAUAUUCAAUACUGAACCUUGUUCUAAAUUCUUAUUUUUCUUUAUAAUUCUCGCAUUGAAUUAGAUAUAUACUCAGCUUUACUCUUUAAGUUUAUGACUUUGAAUUUAUACUUAGCUUUAAUUGAACAUUCAAUGAUUUAUAAGAUUAAAUAUAUUUAAUUUAAAAAUUAAUAUUUUUUUUUAAUUUACUGAUACAAGAUGUAGUGAUAUAAUAUACAUAAAAGUGUUU
Messenger RNA from Ricinus communis (castor bean), 2109 nucleotides. RefSeq lists its product as uncharacterized. The transcript has a single exon. NCBI's taxonomy places the organism in Eukaryota, Viridiplantae, Streptophyta, Magnoliopsida, Malpighiales, Euphorbiaceae. Gene Ontology annotation, biological process: defense response. Bases 296 to 1714 code for a protein of 472 amino acids. The record is from RefSeq and is a predicted model, not a curated record.